Molecule: messenger RNA, 4239 nt
Organism: Arthroderma uncinatum
Lineage: Eukaryota; Fungi; Ascomycota; Eurotiomycetes; Onygenales; Arthrodermataceae
Product: htmAp
Exons: 7
Coding region: 1-4239 (1412 amino acids)
Biological process (GO): mannose trimming involved in glycoprotein ERAD pathway; endoplasmic reticulum mannose trimming; carbohydrate metabolic process
Cellular component (GO): membrane; endoplasmic reticulum
Molecular function (GO): calcium ion binding; mannosyl-oligosaccharide 1,2-alpha-mannosidase activity
Source: RefSeq, a predicted model, not a curated record
AUGGCAUCUCAGAGCGGCGCCGUUGACGUGCCCGCCAUGGCGGAUCGAGUACAGCAACUACGCGCUCGCCUGUUCUCCUUAUUUUCAGGGGAUUCCCCGUCUGGCUCCCGCGACAUGGACGAAUCUUCCAAACCACCGUCCUCUCCAUCGGAAAUACGCAUAUUCGCUCCUAGGCCAGGUGGAAAUGGUCACGGCGGACGUAUCGUCCUGCCGGGGAGAAGAUCUAUCUCAUCGACUGGCUCCGUGAUAGAUCGCAACGCGUCCCCCAACGAUAAUAUACCACCAUUCCCGCAUUCGAAUGCGCAGACUAUCGAGGCUACGCCAAUUCCAGAGGUUGAACCGAGUCGCGAGGGCCAAGGUAAUAGAGGCAACGCCUAUAUCCGCUGGGUUCAGGGCUCUUACGGAGCAUGGACUCGACCUAAACACGCAUCGAACGGCAGCUCAACAAUGAGAAAGCUCCUCUGCCUAGGGGGGCGAGGAAAGGCCAGAUCAACGAGAAGAAAGCUCAUAGAUUGCGCAAUAUCGGGGAUCCUGUUGGCCAGUGUCCUAACUACAUAUCUUGUUCUUGCCGUCACUUCUUCAGGGAAGAAGUUUGAAUUUCACGUCAUUUUGAUUCUCGCCAUGAUGGCUUGUACCAUAUAUUUCUGUCAUUCUCUGAUCCGCCUACUCAUGACUGCAAACCGGCGCCCAAGACGUCGUAUCCAGCGGGCUGCUGCUCCCAACAUGGUCGAGAGAUUUGCACAAAUUGACAGACCUAUCCCGGUCAUCGUCGCUAGCGACGUAGAGAUGGGCGUAGGGAUUGAAGGGGAAGAUGACGAAAGUAAACCGAAAGCCAUUGCAGUGCCACCUCCCGCAUAUGGUUUAUGGAGAGGCAGCGUGAAAAUGGACCCAAACCUGCUUUACUGGCAACGCGUUGAUUCGCAUAAAUUCGUCCACGGCCACUCUCAAAGUGUCAAUGAAGUUCGCCCGUCAACGGCAAACCGACCUCCAAGCUACAUAUCCGACGAUGGAGUUGAAUACACCGGCAGCUCCCAGCCCCAAGCCCAUCCACAACCACCAUCCAACUACGAUCCAGCAGCAUCGUUGGGCAUGCAGGAAAGCCAGAUUAGAGAGCUCCGCAAAGAAACAGAGCACAUGUUCUUCCAUGGGUUUGAGAACUACAUGAAAUAUGCCUUCCCCGAAGACGAGCUACGACCGAUAACCUGUCGACCGUUGACGCGCGAUCGAGAAAACCCGGCGCAUAUAGAACUCAACGAUGUCUUGGGCAAUUAUUCCGUGACGCUGGUGGACAGCCUGUCGACGCUGGCAAUACUAUCGUACCCGAACUCGACCGAUCAUAACGGCCGCAAGGCAUGGAGAUAUUUUCAAAACGGGGUGAGGGAUCUGGUGGAAUUAUAUGGCGAUGGUUCGAAUGGCCCUGGCGGGAUAGGGUCGCGGAGUCAAGGAUUCAAAGUCGAUAGCAAGGUCCAAGUGUUUGAAAGCGUCAUUCGAGGACUAGGCGGACUUCUGAGUGCCCAUCUAUUUGCUGUGGGAGACCUUCCAAUACGUGGCUAUGAGCCUCCCGAGAAGGAGAAAGAGUUCGCGAAACUCUGGAAUAAACCACCAGGCAGCGAGGGUGGGAUUGAAUGGGAAAACGGUUUUGUGUAUGAUGGACAGCUACUUAGGCUGGCCAUGGAUCUGGGAACCCGUCUCCUACCUGCCUUCUAUACGCCAACAGGAAUUCCAUAUCCUCGAGUAAAUCUCAGGGAUGGAGUUCCAUUUCACCCCAACUCCCCAUUGAACUCCGAGAGGUGGGCAGAAUAUGACGACGACGAGGUUUAUGAUGAUGAAGAUGAUACCCCAGUUGAGAUCACAGAAAAUUGCAGCGCUGGCGCUGGAAGCCUAGUUUUAGAAUUCACCGUCCUCAGCCGGCUGACUGGUGACGGCCGAUAUGAAGAGUUUGCAAAGAGAGCUUUCUGGAGCGUGUGGGAUAGAAGGAGCGAGCUUGGGUUGGUUGGAGCUGGAAUCAAUGCUGAGACUGGAGAGUGGACUCAGACUUAUACAGGGAUUGGCGCAGGCAUAGACAGCUUUUUUGAAUAUGCAUUGAAAUCACAUAUCCUGCUAUCAGAAGGCUAUCCCCCAGACUUCAAUGCAUCAGGGCCUUUCCAUCAAUAUGAUAACUACUUCUUACCGCUCCCGGACCAAGGUCAUUCGCCGGAUAGCUUCCUCAAGGUAUGGCAGGAAUCAUUUGAAGCCAUAAAGCACAAUCUAUAUAGGGGUUCCAGCUACCAGUACCCACACUAUAUACAAGGUGACAUGACUACAGGCGCAACCCGUGCUCUUUGGAUGGAUAGCCUGAGUGCAUACUUCCCGGGACUCCUCACUCUAGCUGGCAAUAUUGAUGCCGCAGCCGAAACUCAUCUACUCAAUACCGCCCUCUGGACUCGAUUCUCAGCCCUCCCAGAACGCUGGAAUGUGGCAACAGGAGAUAUUGAAGGCGGACUCGAGUGGUGGGGCGGUCGCCCUGAGUUCAUCGAAUCCACAUACUAUCUCUAUCGAGCAACCGAGGACCCCUGGUAUCUUUAUACCGGGGAGAUGGUAUUGCGUGACAUCAAACGGCGGUGCUGGGCAAAAUGCGGCUGGGCGGGCCUUCAGAAUGUCAAGAAGGGGGAUCAAAGUGACAGGAUGGAGAGCUUCUUCCUUGGGGAAACGACCAAGUAUCUCUAUCUUUUAUUUGAACCAUCGCAUCCCUUGAAUCGAAUCGACUCCUCCUUCGUCUACAGUACAGAAGGCCAUCCACUCAUACUUCCUACAAAGGCAAAACAGACAUCACCACCUCGUUUAAGGAAUGACUUAAAGGAAUAUGCAAAUGCAUCCGUUGGGAUCUGUGAGCCGCCGGCGGUGCGAAACCCCUUUGGCGUAUCUUCUACCGCUGCCAGGCCAGACGUCUUCCACGCAGCAAGCUUAGCACGUCUUCGCCUUAAACCGCCGAAAAGGCAACUUGAGUCUCCCAUCAUAGAGUUUUCGGUUGAUAACCCAAGUGUUACCCUUUCGGACCUAAAUUCUCCAUCAAAUUAUACUUAUUUCCCUUGGACACUCCCCCCUCUGCUAGUCCCACGCAACGCCACCAGCUCGCCGAUGGCUAUCAGACCAACGUUGGACCUGACUUUCCCUCCGUUAUCGAAUACAGUUCAGGGUCCUCCGAGAUUAGAACGUGUCGAGGGCGGAAUUUUAAUAAAAUCCUUUGGGGGCCUUCGACUAGGCAUGAUCCAAGACGCACCGCUCUAUUCCGGUAAUACUAUUUCUUCCAAGGAAGGAUUUCGUAUACAAGUGGUCAGCAACAUACCUUUGGGCAAGAAUGAGAAAGUCUACGUUUCCCGCGAGACGGCCAGUACAUUGAGUCCGACGGAUCCCAACUUCACGCAAACUCCCGAUAGCAUAAUGAUGGACGUCAUCAUCGAUGUUAAGCCGGACGUUGUUUAUCGAAAUAACUCGUCUUCAUCCGCCGCGUCUCUCUCCGACCAAGGGACAGUUGUCAGCGGAGGACCGAUCCUUGACUCUCCACCGCCCAAGGCCGUCGAGGAAGACAACGUUGAAAACCACAGGUCAGCACUCUCCUCCCUCCUAAGCCACGUAACGGCCCUGAUACGGGACGAACUCCAACAUCUCCCAUCCGUCACCCCUCCGAUAUUCCGCCGCCCAGUCGCUCGUUUCUCUAUACCUGCCAUCUCUUCCACCGGCAUAGGCUCCGUCCCCCCACCAGAUGAUGAGGAUGCAAUUUUCACCCCUCCCACGCCGAACUCCAAACGCUCAGCAACCCGCCUGUCGUGGUCCAGCAUCUACCUCGCUGGCCACCUAUGCGAACAACGCCUCCCAGCCUCUAUUCCGCGCACGCACCAAAUCAUAAUCGUGAAGCGAGGAGGCUGCACGUUCUCCGAGAAGCUGAGGAACAUCCCGUCGUUUCGCCCGUCGCGGUCAUCUCUACAGCUAGUCAUUGUCGUUUCAUAUCCGCAGCCGGGAGAUAGACGACGGAAGUCCCCGCCUAAGGACAACGACGAAGCAUCCCUCAUCCGGCCAUUGCUAGAUGAAAUGCAGACUGUGAUCGGGGGAUUCCCUCGACCUCAUCCGAUAAGCAUGGUGAUGGUGGGCGGCGGUGAUAAGACGUAUGAAUAUUUCAGCCACGCUUUGGGAGUUGGGAUCCGCCGAAGAUACGAGGUCCAGUCGCAGGGUAUACCAAUCAGCAAUCUAAUCGUCGUAUAA